Molecule: messenger RNA, 1155 nt
Organism: Centropristis striata (black sea bass)
Lineage: Eukaryota; Metazoa; Chordata; Actinopteri; Perciformes; Serranidae
Gene: eif4ebp3l
Product: eukaryotic translation initiation factor 4E binding protein 3, like
Exons: 3
Coding region: 270-608 (112 amino acids)
Biological process (GO): negative regulation of translational initiation
Cellular component (GO): cytoplasm
Molecular function (GO): eukaryotic initiation factor 4E binding
Source: RefSeq, a predicted model, not a curated record
GGUGCUACAAAUACAGCACAUGGUAGCGUUUGGUAGCUGCUUGUAGAGACGGACGCCACCGGGCCCCAAACUCAGAGCUUGCUUGAAUUCUCGUUUCUACAAGUUAAAGUUGUGUAACUUUUACUUUGGUAGCCGUCAACUGUAAAAUACCACCAACUUUGAAGCCGUCCGUCUUUGUGUAAAGCUGUGCGCCAGCGUUAUCAAGCGAGUUUGAGGACUUUUAAAACCACUUGUCCCACUUCGCCUGCAGCAGCUACGCUAAAGCUAGCAUGUCGACUGGCAAAAAUGAAGUUAAAAGCUGCCCCAUCCCCACCAGGGUGCUCACCCUGAAGGACUGGUCCCAGCUACCCGACUGUUACAGCCAGACACCCGGGGGGACCCUCUUCUCCACCACGCCUGGAGGUACUCGUAUCAUCUAUGACAGGAAGUUUCUGUUAGAUUGUCGAAACUCCCCUCUCGCCCGGACUCCCCCAUGCUGUCUUCCCCAGAUCCCAGGGGUCACAGUACCUGCUGCACACCCCAUGGGGAAACUGCAGGAUCUCAAAGAGGAGGCAGAGGAGGAAGAGAAGGACAUUGCAGAUGACAACCAGUUUGAGAUGGACAUCUGAACUCCAGUAUUACCUCCUGUGGAGAGUUAUUAGUUAAAACACCUCCAAGGUCAUUAAUGACUGUAAUGCAUUACAUAUAAAGCUUUUUUUUCACCUUUUUUAAAAUAAAAGCUUUUGUGAGGAACCAAAAAUAAUGGAAAAGUUAAACUUUAGGGUGUUUUUGACCCUAAAAACGCGUGUUAAGCAAAGAAAUGGUAUUUAAUGGGCUGAUUGGUUGCUCACUCACUUCAGAGCUGCAGCAGGAUUGAAAAAAUCCAUUUUGAUUUCACUUUUUUUAAUCUUUUGUAAAUAACAUUGUACAAUGUAGCCUAUUUUUUAUUUGGGGAAUAUAAGAUGAUUACAUUAAGACAUGUAGAGUUUUUCACUGCAGGCAUCAGUUGUUUUGUUGUAUUUGCCCCCCAAAAUGGACGGCUAACUUUCUUUGUGAUGGGUGUCUCCUAAUGCUGGGGGUCACAGCCUACUGAAAAUCAGCUCCUUCUGUUUUUUUAUGGAGGAAGAGCUGAAAUGUGAAUGAUUUCAAAUAAAGGCUAUUCAAACUGUCAGAAAA